Linum tenue is the source of this 1167-nucleotide messenger RNA. Lineage: Eukaryota; Viridiplantae; Streptophyta; Magnoliopsida; Malpighiales; Linaceae. The record is from the annotation of a GenBank genome assembly.
AUGGACCUCGAAGAUCAAAUGAGCACAUUCCACCUCCUCAAGGCAUACGGAGAGGCAAUGGAGAUGGAUCAGAGAGACCUGGCCGGAGAACUCUUAUCAAGGUUGGAAGAGAAAUCAUCCCCAACCGGCACCACCCUGCAGCGACUCGUAUACUACCUGGUUCGAGCUCUGGAUCGCAAGCAUCCAGAUAUGUUGAGGAUGGAAGCGAGCAGGAACUACGAGCUCGCCUUCAAGGCCUUCUACCAGAUAUUCCCGUAUGGCAAGUUCGCUCAUUUCACAGCCAAUUCUGUGAUUCUGGACGCCCUGCCAUAUGAUCAUCAUCAGCAGCAGCAGCGAGACUUCGACAUUGGCUGUGGCGUCCAGUGGCCUCCUCUGAUGGAAGGGCUCGCGGCAAGAGGAGUUACCGAGAUGAGACUCACCAUCAUUCGAUGGAAUGAUGAUGAGGCGAUCAGUUACAGUCCUACAAGCCAGAGGUACAAGGAGAUCCAGACGUUGCUGCAAGAGCAAGCGCGUAUUGCUGGUUUGAACCUGAUCGUGGAGGAGACCGACAUGGAUGACUUGGAGUUCAAGCUAAAGAAGGUGGUGAAGAGGAAUGCAGAACACGGUGGCCAGUGCCUAGUUUUUAACUGCAUGGCAGGGCUUCCACAUAUGGGUCGAGGGAGGAACGCAGGGCACGUCAUGGAGUUCCUGAGAGUGGCAAAGGAGUCGAUCGAAUCGAUCAACUCCUGCCACGACAGCAGCUGCCGCCAAGGGGUCAUAACGUUUGGUGAUGGGAUAGGGUGGGGGAAGGGAAUGUCAGGGGAGGCGUAUGGUCCCAUAUUCGAAGGGCAGUUGGGGCAGUUUUACGCACUGCUGGAGUCGAUGGAAGGACACAUGCCUUACAAGCUAAGGGAAGCAAGGGUAGCUAUGGAGUGCCUGUUUUUGACACCUUAUGUGGCCUGCAUUGCUGGGUUUGAGAGGUGGGAAGGGAUCAUUAGGGAGAGUAAGGCGCUGGCCGAACUGAGAUUGCAGGCUCGGGGGAUGAGGAGAGGCUGUGUGGAGGAGGCUAGAGAGCUUGUGAGGGAAGGAGAGAGUUUGUAUUGGGUGUCUGUUGAAGGAGUUGAGGGGAAUCAGUUGGUGUUGGGUUAUAAGGAAACUCCAUUGCUAAAAGUCUCAUGCUGGAGAUAG